This is a messenger RNA of Trachymyrmex cornetzi, 3760 nucleotides long. Its product is annotated as slow border cells. Gene Ontology annotation, biological process: regulation of transcription by RNA polymerase II; DNA-templated transcription. Gene Ontology annotation, molecular function: RNA polymerase II cis-regulatory region sequence-specific DNA binding; DNA-binding transcription factor activity, RNA polymerase II-specific. The transcript has a single exon. The record is from RefSeq and is a predicted model, not a curated record. The coding region runs from base 651 to 1718 and encodes 355 amino acids. NCBI's taxonomy places the organism in Eukaryota, Metazoa, Arthropoda, Insecta, Hymenoptera, Formicidae.
ACAAUCCACAUUGAAAGCUUGCGACAUGCCGCUACGGCGCUCAGUUGCGCGCCAACUCUCAAGUGAGUUUGUUGUUGUCGCUGAUUGAGUUCCCGUAUCCCUCGAGCUCCUACGUAGCGGUCCUUCCGUGUGUAUACCGAGAGUGCGAGAGGCUACGAGAGCGUACACAGGAAUGUACGGCUGUGCGCGUAGGCGUCAGUAAAUCGCGUAGUAGUAUACAAGACUAACUGAACGAACGCGCGUUGACGCGGAGCAGACUACGUCAUCAAGACGGGAACGUGUUACCGUCGUCCUCGAAAUCUCGGAAUAUAUAAUCCGGGGAUCAUUAAGUAAGUAUUUGGAACAGUGUCAAAAACCGGGACGCGCGCGCUUUCGAGGAAAACGAGAUCCGUUUGUUGUUUGUUGUCCACGGCGUGGCGCGGCGGUGACGGCGUGACGGCGAUAAAUACUCACCGGAAAGUAAUAAAUACUCUCCUCAUCUCCUACCGGCUCGUCUUGGACGACGUAGUACGUGCUACGACGGCCGAAGGAGAGGGAGAGUCUAACUAACCAAGUAGAACUGAGGCGGACGCAAGGACGUUUCUGCGUACAUACAGGUGGUCGCGGUGAAGUCGCGUCGAGGAUUCCCAUCUGUGAUGUGCGAGUGAGCGAUGGAGUCACCAGUCAUGUACGAUUCGACGGCCCAUCAGGCCCAGGCCCAGGGCACGGCUGAUUUGAAGAAGUCCCAGGUGCUCAACAACAAUACCAGCAAUCAGAACAAUAACAAUGCGGCGAACAACAACAAUUCCGCGCUGCAGAUCAACCACAAUCACAACCACAACCAUCAGCAGCAAAAUAGCGCGGUGGUGAAACAGGUCUCCGGCAGCAAGGCGAGCUUACAUCAGCAAUACGCCGAGCAUUGCGCCGCUGCUGGCGAGCUUACUGAUCUCAACGCUCCCGAAAUUUCGCUGGAUCUUCAAAACUUGAUCGACGACAAUCAAUUCAGCGAUAAUAUACUGGAUAUACUCGGUCCCAACAACAACGCUAUGAAACAUGUGAGGACGGGCGGUUAUCCCCGCACGACGCUCGCCUACAUGCCGCAACCGGUGCACAGCGGAGCGACCUAUCACCAGAGCAGCAACAGCUGCAGCGACAGCAACAGCUCAAGUUCAGAGUCGCCUAGCAUCAAGGAAGAACCGUUGGACCCGGCGGACUACAGACGUCACUGCCCUCAGUAUCCACCCACUGGUUACAGCCCGGUGACGAAUAACCCGUUCGCCAAUGGUGGCCAGACCUUCACCACCUUGACGCCGUCGACGAUACCGGGCGGUCAUCCAGGUGCGCCAGGGGGGGUUCAUCAGCAGCCGCCGCGGGGUGGCCCCAUGAAGGGGCCGGUAAUGGCCCAUCAGCAUCACACCAAUGCUGCGAACGUCGCCAGAAAACAAACCAAGGCUAUCGACAAGGCAAGCGACGAGUACAGGCGACGGCGGGAGAGAAAUAACAUCGCCGUGAGGAAGAGCCGCGAGAAGGCGAAGGUGCGAUCGCGUGAAACCGAGGAGAAGGUCAAGCUGCUGGUGAAAGAUAACGAUUUGCUGAAGAAACGGAUCGAGCUGCUCAACGAGGAGCUCAAUGUACUCAGGUCGCUCUUCAGCUCUGUCGGCGUCGUACCCGAGCAACUGCACCGCGAGAUCUCCAGGCACCUCGACCAGUUUCAGCAGCACGCGGUUGGACCUAUGUAGCAGCAGCAGCAGCAGUGCACGGACAUUGCCAUGCAAUUCGAGAUGACGUCGUCUUCCGACGACAUCGUCGUCGACUCGCGUCCCUGGGCUAUCAGGCUGCUCCGAUUGUGAAACGAAGUCAGUCCGCAUCUUCCGCUUCCUCUUGCUUCUUUCUCCCCCCGGUCCCGUAGUAUCGCUGUAUAUCGCGUGCAUCUCCGAGGAGAAAUCGUCUUUCCUCCUCCAUCCCUCCCCCCUCAUCUAUCUUUUGCCUUCUCCUUUCAUCUUCUGCGUCGUCCUUUGUAUCUCUCACUCGGCUCAGAGUGCUCGAUGCGAACACACGUGCGUCGUCGUUUGAGAUCCGCGAAGACGCGAACAUGGAGGAAGAGGGGAUUGGCGAGUCGCGCGAGAUAGGAGGGCGAGCGAGAAGAGCGAGCUAUUCUAUGCUUUCGAUGACUGAAAAACGCGGUCGGCGUGGUUCACCCAAGAACUUCGCAUUUCGUUAGAAGUGGCUUUGCCCGCGGGACGUGCAUCCCUUCGCUUCAGAAUGCUAUUCGGACAUUUAGCGAAAGGGAGGCGAAUACCAAUAAAUAAAAGAGUAAAUCGUGAAGAAUCAAUCGCGUGAACCGCCAGCAAGCCGUCGUAUUGCGCUAUCUCUCCAGAUAUAGACGCUUAGAGUCGACGAAGGACACGAGAAAGGCAAUCUAAUUUUUCUUCGUCGCUCGUGUUAUUAUUUUUUUCUUAGUGUCUUACUUCUCCCCUUUAUAGAAAUUUCAUUUAGUGCUGAAAAUGACUUAUUUCGAGUAUUAAAAGCACAAUUACCGUAUAUUUGGAGUAAAAGGGUUGCUCUUAAUACUUAAUAAAAUAAGUAGUUAAUCUAAAUUUCUGUAAGGAUUAUCAUUCUUCUAUUUAACCUGUAAUUGACAUUUAUGAGCUAAAUAUAAGUAAGACUGAGCGAUCCAUCGAUUUUCAAUGUUAUUGAUGGGCAAAAUAAUCGUAAUACGAAGGCUAGCUCCGACAUCUCGAACAAAUCGUAUCUCGAUGUGAUUCACGCAAGAGAAUCCUCACUUUAGUUGUAUAUUAUGUUUCGUACUACACACAUAAACAGAACACACACCUAACACAUCUCCAAUGCGAAAGUACACGUAUACACGGCGUUGUAUUUAGAUGCGGUUUUUAGAUAAUGUUAAAUUAAUGAACUUAGGCUAUCAUUCUCUAAUUACCAAGUACCUAAAAAAAAAAGUCAUAUCGAAACACGGGGAUCUAUAUCAACGUGGCUCGCAUCAAUAAUCGUGCAACAAUGAGACAAGUCGAUAUCCAUCUUCUCUCGAUACGUAUUCGCUUCCGCGCUCGUUAUAUUCGACGAAGCGCCCAAGCAACACAGCCGAGCACUUUAUCCACGCUCUUGUAUUAUAGUACUAAUUAAUUUUAUUAUUAUAUUCGAGAUGUAUGUACAUAAAAAGCUAAUAUAUUUUGUUAAAAGAAAAGCUGAGAAAGAGGGAGAGAGAGAAUGUGAGAGAGAAACGGCCGGAAAGAGACUGGGGAAUAGUCGAGCGGAUUGUAUACGUGCGUGCAUGCGUGCGUGAGAGCCGUAUGAUGUUUUGUACGUAUGUAUAUGUGACAUCGCGUGCGCGAAUGCGUCGGGAGAGACAAAUUGUUGUAAUUGCAUAUUUUAUUAGCGUCGAGAGUGAGACCGAUAAUCAAGCGUGAAGCGGAAGAGUCAGAGAAUCAUACAUGAAUGUUUUAUACAAGCAUGCAGUCGCAUGAACCGUGGCUUCAUCUUCACGAUGCCAACUCGUACGCGAAUCUGAUGUGUACGACAGUCAACAGCAGCCGGCGUGCACCGUGCGUUCAUCAUGAUUGCACGUAUAACGUAUACUUGCGCGAAUGAUUUAAUUAUUUACAAGCCAAGACGUGCGACCGCGUGCAAUUAGUGUGAAUGCGAGAGAGAAAGAGAGAAAACGCGCGUGUGCCUUGGUGUAUGACUGACGUACGACUUUAGGGUACGAAAUUACCUGUCACGGUUGUCUUCUUGUCUAUGCACAAAUAUAUUUUGAUAUGAAACG